GUGCCCCUGUCCUGCUAAUUGCUGAGAUGCUAAAUGUAAGCACUGCAUUUGUAGUUUGGCAGAAUAAUCCAGAUCCAAGGAUUCAAGGAUACGAGAUCCUGGUAAAGAACAAUGAGUCGAGUAUGAGCAGUUUGGUAGAUUCACUUGUAUCAGAAUUAUAUCUAAAACUAAACGAACUGGACUUCAGACUAACAUAUCAGGUUCAGGUUGCAGCAGUUUCUGAUCUAGGUCGGGGUCCAUAUUCAGCUCCUGCUAAACUUCAACCUCCUCUAGGUUUACCUAUAACAAUUAACCAACCUGAUGCAGCAAAUGAUAAACUUGAGGGGGCUGCCUGGCUUAUCGCACUUAUAGGGUCCCUGACUUUUAUAUUGGUUCUGUUAGGGUCUGUUAUGUUUUAUUACAGAUGGCGGAAAAGUGAAUGUAAGAGAAGACGAUAUUUAUCUGCCCCUGGAGAUAUUUAUAGUUAUCAGGAGAAGCAAGGAGCUUGGGGGCAUAGAACCUGGGACUCAAAAGAGAAGGGGAGAGGGUGGGAGAAUAAGGAGAGAGGAUGGGGGGAGAAGGAGAGAGGAUGGGGGGUCUCUAUAGGGCUCGGGGGGGAGAAGGAAAGAGGGUGGAAUUCCUCUGAUUAUGAGAAAGAUUCAACUUCCUCAGAUAAAAAACUUCUCCCUAGCAUUUACUCAAGGCCUGAUUCUGAAGCAGAAUUUGGAAGCCGACAUUUCAACCAUCAUCAAGACAAACAGAGUGAUAAAGAAAACAGACAAAACAGCUGUUUAUCCAACGGACAGCUGAGCAUUGUGUCUGACAGACAGUUAGAGAGACAAACAGGGUUUCAGCGUAGAUUUGAAAAUCCCUACGCAACCACAGAUUUACUUGAACAAGCGUACAGAGAAAAUAAUAAUAAGAGCUUAGUCUGUCAGCUUGGAAUCCCUCCUCUACUCUGGAACAAGUCUAAAAAGGAAGGGGCACACGGCAGACGUUUUGCAAGAGAGAGUCAAAGCUUUGAUAAUUUAAAUUCCAGCAGACAGGAGAUCUAUGCCGGAGUUCAUCAUCCUCCGAACAGAUAUAGGAAAUCUAAUCCUAACCUUCUCGAUAUCCUUCCUCCGCCCCCAGUCUACGCUCCCCCAUCUUUACAUUACCAAAAACCUUCCCAAACACCUUCCUUGUCAUCACAAGCUCCCUCCCUUCCUCCUUCCCAAACAGUUUCCCAUCUCUCUCAAAAUUCGUAUAUUCCUCCCAACUAUAAGACAAGACCUUCAAGUCAAGAAUUAAUAAAUAAUAAUCAGGUGUACAGAUCUCGAGUUCGAGUUAAACCUAGUUUUUCCUGUAAUAGACUUCUAGACAGAACCCUUAGUGAAACUAGAGAUCAUAACAGAUUAUCUCGAGGCUCAGAUGCAACCAGUCUGGAGUACUUUCAUCAUCUACUCCCAGAUACAAGGAGUAUACAGAGUGUUGAUGGAGAGGAAAGAAUGGAGAGUACAGGAUGGACAAGUAAAUCUAGAGAAGAAAGAGAAGGAAGAGAAGAAAGAGAAGAACCUGUUGAGGAUAAGCAUGUUGAUUAUCUUCUACAGCAAGAACUUCGUUGUUUUCAUGAAGCUGUGACAAAUUUUAAUGAGGAACAUUUCAAAUUGUAACUACAUAAUGCUGCAGGAAUAUUUCAAAUUGUAAUUACAUAAUGCUGCAGGAAUAUUUCAAAUUGUAAAUACAUAAUGCUGCAGGAAUAUUUCAAAUUGUAACUACAUAAUGCUGCAGGAAUAUUUGCAAAUAAUUAACUUUAUAAUGAGACCUGAAGCCUCAAAAGCAUCAUCUUCCUUAUGCUUUUUAUUUAAAGCUAAAGUGAAAGAGAAAACAAAGUCUUCAUAAUGUCUCAUUUUAUUUUAUUCGCCUGUCCCCGUGAAAACAAUCUUUACUAAUCUAAGAUCAAACAAGAGCUUUCAUUUUCUUCUUAUCCCAAAAAAGUAUUAUAGACUGGCUUGUUAAACAAAAAAAGGAAUCGAGCCCUAGCGUGUCAAUUCAGUUUUUUUAACCCAGCUUACAGACCCUUAGGAUAAACCCAAAUAUAACAGAGAUUUUAAAGUAAAAGUAAAAUUUAACUUUUUUGAAAACAGCGGAAAAAUAAGACUGAGAAAAAGUCUUUUACAUCAUUAGUUUUAAUAUUUUAAAGUGCCUAUGUACUUACAAAGUUACAGUUUAUGUAUGGAUCUGCAAUUAUUAGAAAAUAAAUUUAGAAAUGUUGUCAUA
Eurytemora carolleeae is the source of this 2238-nucleotide messenger RNA. RefSeq lists its product as uncharacterized. Lineage: Eukaryota; Metazoa; Arthropoda; Copepoda; Calanoida; Temoridae. The record is from RefSeq and is a predicted model, not a curated record. Gene Ontology annotation, molecular function: protein binding.